AUGUCAACUCGCACCUCUACCCGACAAGCGGCUGCCAAGGCAAAUGAAGCAUUGCACCAAAAUGCACAGCAGGGGAAGAAGAAAUCAGCUGAACCUGGCCAGAAGCGGAAGGCUAAUUCCAAGGAGGAUAUUCAAGAGCCUAAGCGAGAAAAGAUGGUUAGAGAUGAGGUUGAACACCCUGCAGCAAAAGAACAAGUAAGGCGAGAGGAGCCCGCAGCUCCCAUCCUACAGAAGGAACCCGAAGCUGAACGGGCACAGGCCCAUCAUGCCUACGUGAAAGAUGAAGAGGCGGAAACGUCUGGUGAGGCAAACCCUUCUGAUGCUCCUGCAACUAGGGCGCCGCAGACUUCCACAACCAAGGAGUCAACAGAGCGGGAGACAGCUGUGCCACCCAACAUUCUGGAAAAAGGCAUCAUAUAUUUCUUCUUCCGGGGAAAAGUGGGUGUUGAAGAGCCAGAAGGCCUCAAUGAGGUUGCCCGUACCUUUAUAGUUCUCCGUCCUCAACCGCAUGACGCCGACCUAAGUGAUGGGCUCGUUGGAGGUGAAAACUGCCGACUUCUCAUGCUGCCCAAGAAAGCUGUUCCCACCUCAAGCAGCGAAAAAUAUAUGGGUUUUGUUGAAAAAGCAGGGAUCGACUUAAAGACGUUGAAGCAGUCGUUCUUGGGUAAAGAGUAUGAGACUAAGACGAAAGGGACGCAGUUUUCGCCUACAGCGACCCCGUUGGCCGAAGGUGUUUAUGCAAUCACCUCAACCAUGAGGACUUCACAUCUGGCGUACAUCCUCACCGUUCCAACAGAGGUAUCCGAGGUUCAGAAAGAUUUUGGCCUCAGCGAUCGAGGUUCUUUCAUUGUGGCCUCGAAGAAUCCCAAGUAUCCUGGCCCAUCGAGUGCAAGGCUACCUAAGCCACCGGAUUAUCCACAGAGUGUGAUGGAUGAUUUCCGCGACCUUCGCUGGGUGCCACUUCAACCGAAGCUUAUUGAUUAUCCCAAUGCUCAGUUCAUGAUGCUAGGCGAAGCGCAAGGCCGCCUGGGGAAAGGGGGGAAGACUGAAGAAAAAGCACCAGGAGAGGAAAACGCGGGUGAGGAACUUGAGAACCUUGAACAUGAAGACGAGAUACGGGCCGGUUCGCUAGAAGCGAUAAAGUUUUCGAAGAUCUGGGGCUCAGCGCGAAGCAGUUUCCACAAGUUCCAACCACAUGGAGUGAAUAAAGAUUCACUCAUGGCUAUUAAGGGAAUAAUGACCGGUUAA
Microsporum canis CBS 113480 is the source of this 1248-nucleotide messenger RNA. RefSeq lists its product as hypothetical. The transcript is spliced from 3 exons. Bases 1 to 1248 code for a protein of 415 amino acids. The record is from RefSeq and is a predicted model, not a curated record. Lineage: Eukaryota; Fungi; Ascomycota; Eurotiomycetes; Onygenales; Arthrodermataceae.